AUGAACAAUUCUCAUCCAGUCUCGCAGCAUGAUAAUCUCGGAAAGAGAAGACCUUUCGUGCGGGUAGAAUCCUUGGAUCGUCUCAAGUGGAAUGUACUCGCUUCACCAUCGACAAUCGAGGCCGUCGACUUUGAUGAGUCGGGCGAGGUGUGCUGGCGACCCCUGUUGUUAGACCCAAAGCAUCCUCUAGCCGAUGAAGCUGUAACCGAACUACCCAUUCCUCGAAUGGGUGUCAAGCUGGUUAUGAUUGAGUAUUGGAAAAGUCUGGGCAUGAUGGAUGAGGCCCCGCCGCCUCUGGUCAUCGACAAUACUGACGGACGAGCCAUCACCAUUGAACAAUUCGUUCUCAGAGUCUCCGAGUACGCCUACAGCCUACGAGAAAUGCUGUACGAAAUCGAGGAUCGGGAACCAUCUUCACAGGAGAGUGCUGAGAUCUACUACUACUCGACUGGUGCACCAAAACUUCAAGAGCCUGGAAAUCUGUAUGUAUUCCCUUUGAACUUCAACACCAAUGAAUCGAGCUCGGUUCACGAGAUAGAGGCACAAUGGGUCCGAAGGGAACAGUUAUUUGUCGAGAACUAUGGGGGUUAA
Molecule: messenger RNA, 591 nt
Organism: Alternaria metachromatica
Lineage: Eukaryota; Fungi; Ascomycota; Dothideomycetes; Pleosporales; Pleosporaceae
Exons: 1
Coding region: 1-591 (196 amino acids)
Source: RefSeq, a predicted model, not a curated record